GCGGCGUUCGCAGAGUCGGCAAGAAGACCCAGUUACCGCUCCCUGACGUACUCGCUCGCGCUCCCUUCUCCGCCUCCUCCUCCUCCUCCCCCUCGUCCUCACCCGCGAACUGCUUCUGACUGCUUCCAGCAGAGGCAGCGGCGCUCCCAUUGAUCAGGGGUCUUCCAGAUCUCCCCUGAGCCUUUCCAGCUCCUCACGCCUGGGCACCGAGUCAGCCCGCUCGUCCCCUCAAAGUGGCAACUUCUGAAGAACGCGGUCAGAUGCCAGAAGGAGCUUCUAGGGUGACGGACAGCCUGUCCCACCGCGUUAAAGGAGACAGCUAAAAUAUAGAUGUGCAGGUUUUUAAAGCAGUUUCUCAGAUGGAUCACCUCAGAGGAACAUUUCACCAAGAUGCCUGAGACUAUGGAAUAAACAGAAUAAUACUUAUGGAAUUAAAAUUACUGUAUAUAUUAAAUUGUUCUGGUUCAACAAGACCUGAAAGGUUACUUUAUCAUACUAUUAAUUUACAUAUUUACUGAAAUUUGCUUCUGAUGCAGCUAAGAAAAAUGCAGUCCAUUAAAACAGAAGAGGCAUCUGCUGACACAAGUGGCAACAUGGACAAAAUUAUGGUUCUUAAUUCUACACUGACUGAUGUAUCGGAUGACUUAGCUACUGGUGAUGAAAUGUUACUUGCAGAAGGAUCCAUUAUAAAAAACAAGGCUUCAGCAUGCAGGAGAAAGCGGGAAUUCAUUCCAGAUGAAAAGAAAGAUGCGAUGUACUGGGAAAAACGGCGGAAAAAUAACGAAGCUGCCAAAAGGUCUAGGGAAAAGCGGCGACUGAAUGAUCUUGUUUUAGAGAACAAGCUAAUUGCACUGGGAGAAGAAAAUGCCACUUUAAAAGCUGAGUUACUUUCACUGAAGUUAAAAUUUGGUUUAAUAAGCUCUUCUGCAUAUGCCCAAGAGAUUCAGAAGGUCAACAAUUCAACAGUUCUUUAUUUUCAAGAAUAUCAGAAUUCCAAAUCAAGCGUUAAUACUUUCAUCGAUGAACAUGAGCCAACUAUUGUAAGCAGUAGUUGCAUAUCUGUCAUUAAGCACUCACCACAAAGCUCUUUAUCUGAUGUAUCUGAAGUGUCAUCAGUAGAGCAUACUCAAGCAAGCCCCAUACAAAACCAUUGCAGAAAUACUGAUGAUAAAUUCCAAAUCAUAAAGCAGGAACCUAUGGAAUUAGAAAACUAUGCAAGAGAUUCACGAGAUGAAAGAGGGUCCUUUACGACUUCAAUAUAUCCAGGCUUCAUGGGAAGCCAUUUUAAUGGCUAUUCACAUUCCCCUCCACUGUUGCAAGCAAACAGGUCCUCCAGCAAUUCUCCAAGGACUUCAGAAACUGAUGAGGGUGUUGUGGGAAAAUCAUCAGAUGGAGAAGAUGAGCAGCAGGUUCCUAAAGGUCCAAUCCAUUCUCCCGUUGAACUUAAAAAUGCUAAUGCCAUAGUUAAGGUUCCAGAGGUAAGCUCUUCUGCACUUCCUCAUAAACUGAGAAUUAAGGCAAAGGCCAUGCAAGUCAAAGUGGAAACAUUGGACAAUGAAUACGAUGCCACACAGAAACGACUGUCACCUAUUGAUAUGUCAUCUAAAAGACAUUUUGAUCUUGAAAAGCAUAAUGCACAAAAUUUAGUACAUAAUACUCACACUCCUUUCUCAAUUCAAGUGACUAAUAUCCAAGACUGGUCUCUGAAACCAGAACACUGGCACCAUCAAAAAGAACUGACUGAAAAAUCUCAGAGUGGUGGCAAAACUGCAGGGCUUGAUGUUAAAGACAAUUCCUACAAAGUCUCUGAGACAGAAAACUUGUACUUGAAACAGGGCGUAGCAAAUUUGUCUGCAGAGGUUGCUUCACUUAAGAGACUUAUAACUACACAACACAUCUCUGCUUCAGACUCUAGCUAAAUGACUACUGAGUAAUUAUUAUUUUAAAGGAUGUCAUUUGCAGUAGAUUGGUAUGUUUUGUAUUACGCUGAAUUUUCACUGGACUUGGAAUGUCAUUUCACUGUAAGGUUCACAUAAUGUCUGAUGGAUGAUGUGUUUUUGUGCACAGAUGACUGUGGAGAUGAGAUUGUCAAGAUCACUAGCCUUGUGUAUGGUGAAGAUGCCUAUGUACAUGCUGUAUAUAUAGUGAACAUUAUUUUUCUGUCAUUCUGUUACUAUAAAGUGUGAAAGUUGCCAGUUCCAAUAAAAAAAUUGGUGACAAGCACAAA
Molecule: messenger RNA, 2227 nt
Organism: Crotalus tigris (Tiger rattlesnake)
Lineage: Eukaryota; Metazoa; Chordata; Lepidosauria; Squamata; Viperidae
Gene: NFIL3
Product: nuclear factor, interleukin 3 regulated
Exons: 2
Coding region: 531-1919 (462 amino acids)
Biological process (GO): DNA-templated transcription; regulation of DNA-templated transcription; circadian rhythm
Cellular component (GO): nucleus
Molecular function (GO): DNA binding; DNA-binding transcription factor activity
Source: RefSeq, a predicted model, not a curated record